GACACCAACAAAACCCAUCUCUUCUUUCCUUGUCAUAACGAAUUAUGACAAAUCCGAUCUCAAUUUUUGGUAGAAAAAAUAUCACAAAUCAGAACUUGCGUUGAACUAUGUAUCCAUCUGUAUCAAAAGAGUAUCAAAAAUCUCCACCGCCCUCAGCGCCACCAGCACCACCAGAACCACCAGCACCACCGUACAGUCAGCCUCCGGUGACGGGGAUUCCGGUGAUACCACCGGCAAACUACCACUAUGUCGAUCACUAUCAGCCACGACCUCAGUUUCCUAUUCCAACAGAUCCUUCUUCAGGUUCAGGGAAUUGGUCCACCGGCCUUUGCGGCUGUUGCUCCGAUUGCUCAACUUGUUGCUUAACAUGUUGGUUGCCAUGUGUGACUUUUGGACAAGUUGCAGAAAUUGUAGACAAAGGAUCAACUCCUUGUGUGGUAAGUGCAGGGCUGUAUGGGCUGCUAUGCUAUUUCAGUGGCUGUGGAUGCAUUUACUCUGGCUUCUACCGCAAUAGAAUGAGGAGGCAAUAUAUGUUGCCUGAAAGCCCUUGUCCAGAUUUUCUUGUUCAUUGCUGCUGUGAAUGUUGUGCCCUGUGUCAAGAACAUCGUCACCUCAAAAGCCAGGGAUUUGACAUGUCACUUGGUUGGCGUGAAAAUGUGGAGAGACAAAAUGGUGGACGGACAAUGUCUUCACCGGUUAUUCCACAAGGAAUGAAUCGAUAGCUGAUUGGCAGAUGACAAAGUUGUUGAACGAAAUCACAAAUCUUCGCAUUCAGUUCAACCUUUUUGUCCAUUCACUAUAUAUAUAUAUAUAUAUAUAUAUACACGAUAUGUAACAUAUAUAAAAAGUUUGGUGAAUGAAUUAUAUGAUAGCUGCGUUUGUUUUUUCA
Messenger RNA from Coffea eugenioides, 889 nucleotides. RefSeq names its product protein PLANT CADMIUM RESISTANCE 2-like. Bases 108 to 722 code for a protein of 204 amino acids. Lineage: Eukaryota; Viridiplantae; Streptophyta; Magnoliopsida; Gentianales; Rubiaceae. The record is from RefSeq and is a predicted model, not a curated record. The transcript has 4 exons.